GUGAAGCAGUAGCUCAGUGAAAACAAUCAAAAUGUUCAAAUACAUGAUCGUCCUUGUCUGCAUGUUGGUGGCAGCUAUCGCUGACCCCAAGCCGGGUGUGCUGUACAGCGCAGCAUACACAGCGCCGGUGGCUGCAGCGUACACCGCUCCCGUGGUGUCGGCCGCCUAUACCGCGCCCCUCGCCUACUCCGCGUACUCCGCACCCCUCGCCGCGUACUCCGCCUACCCCUACGCCUCACCCUACGCCGCUUACUACCUGCGCAAGUGAUUUCAACAAGACGAUGACAACACA
Molecule: messenger RNA, 292 nt
Organism: Spodoptera littoralis (African cotton leafworm)
Lineage: Eukaryota; Metazoa; Arthropoda; Insecta; Lepidoptera; Noctuidae
Source: the annotation of a GenBank genome assembly